This is a messenger RNA of Oryzias latipes (Japanese medaka), 1241 nucleotides long. Its product is annotated as CLN6 transmembrane ER protein. Gene Ontology annotation, cellular component: membrane; endoplasmic reticulum. NCBI's taxonomy places the organism in Eukaryota, Metazoa, Chordata, Actinopteri, Beloniformes, Adrianichthyidae. The record is from RefSeq and is a predicted model, not a curated record. Gene Ontology annotation, biological process: lysosome organization.
GAACUAAGCCGUAAACAAGGAAGUGAAACAUCUCGUGACAGAGACGUUUGGUUCCGUUAUCUUCUUUCUCCGAUUUUGUCUAAAGUUUGGACGUCAGUCACGAUUGAGGAUAAUUUAGGAAAGAAGGAGCACUUUAUGCGGCACCAACUAUGCAGGAUGUGCGAAAACGUCGAGGCAACAGUUCCCACAGCACUCCUGAUGUCUCUGAGGACAAAGGACCACAAAGGAAAGGCCAGUGCUUCCACUUUGACCUGUGGCUCUGUCUGACCGUGCAGAACUGGAUACUGGACUUUGGAAGGCCUAUUGUUAUGAUCAUCCUUCCUCUGGACUGGUUUCCACUGAACAAACCCAGUGCUGGAGACUAUUUCCACAUGGCCUACAAUGUUAUCACUCCAUUUCUGAUGCUAAAGCUGAUUGAGCGGAGUCCCAGAGCCAUCUCUCGAACAGCUGUCUACCUCUGCAUCAUCACCUUCGUCAUGGGAGCCAGCAUCCACCUGGUGGGGGACUCCAUCAACCACAGACUCAUCCUGAGUGGGUAUCAGCUCCACCUGUCAGUCAGAGAAAACCCCAUCAUCAAAGACCUUAAACCGGAUUCACUGAUAGACUCCUUUGAACUGCUGUAUUAUUAUGAUGAACACCUGGGACAUAUAAUGUGGUAUAUUCCUUUUUUCAUCAUCCUAUUUAUCUACUUCAGUGGCUGCUUCUGCAGCACUCAUGAAGAGAGGAGGAUUACUGUGCCUGGUUGGCUGUUGCUGGGACCAAGCGCCCUCUACUAUUGGUAUUUGGUCACAGAAGGACAAAUCACUGAACUUUUCUUGCUCACUUUCUUUGCAAUGGUUGCCAUGGUAAUGUUUCAACUCCACAAAGGCCUCAGCCCAGACAGCAAUGGCUUGUUCCUUUUAUACAGUUUUAGUGUCACUCUGUUGCUUGUGGCUCUGUGGGUGGCCUACUUAUGGAAUGACAAGGUUUUACGCCACAAGUACCCCGGACUUCUUUAUGUUCCAGAGCCAUGGUCCUACUAUACAUUACACAUCAGAAAGAACCACUGAAAUACAGGUCAAGGAAGUAUUCAGGAAAUGUUGUGCUUUAGAGAGAAUGUCAGAAGUCAGUUUAUGAUACUGCUGUAAACAUUAGACAGUUAAAGGGCCUCUUGUAAUUAUGUAACUGUAUUUUAAUAUUUUGGUGGCAAAAUUAAUUUUUAUUACAACAACUAUGACGUUCUGAAAUAAAUAUUGUUUUUA